Messenger RNA from Xiphias gladius (swordfish), 1212 nucleotides. It is a transcript of the gene edf1, whose product is annotated as endothelial differentiation-related factor 1. Gene Ontology annotation, cellular component: nucleus. Lineage: Eukaryota; Metazoa; Chordata; Actinopteri; Istiophoriformes; Xiphiidae. Gene Ontology annotation, molecular function: DNA binding. The record is from RefSeq and is a predicted model, not a curated record. The coding region runs from base 237 to 683 and encodes 148 amino acids. The transcript is spliced from 5 exons.
GAUGCGGAUGCGGGUCGGCAUGCUCCACCAGCAGAGGUCGCUGCGGAAACGCCUCCAUUAUGUCACUGUUAACCGCACAGGUUUAAAUAAAGCUUUGGCAGAGCGCGUGGGUGAUAUUUCUGGAAGCAGCGUCUGAUUCGCUAAAGUGGCAACUACCUUCUUCAGAAGGAUCAUUUGUUGAAUUUAUUUUUCUAUCUAUAUUAAACCUUACGGGUAUCGAGUGAACCCCCGAGAACAUGGCAGAAAGCGACUGGGAUACCGUGACUGUCUUGAGGAAGAAGGGGCCGACUGCUGCCCAGGCCAAAUCCAAGCAGGCUAUCACGGCUGCUCAGAGACGUGGGGAGGACGUCGAGACAACCAAGAAAUGGUCUGCAGGGCAAAACAAACAGCAUCUUGUGACAAAGAACACAGCCAAACUGGACCGGGAAACAGAGGAGCUACACCAUGACAGAGUUACUCUGGAGGUGGGCAAGGUCAUCCAGCAAGGCAGACAGGACAAAGGCCUGACCCAGAAAGACCUCGCCACUAAAAUUAAUGAGAAGCCUCAAGUCAUUGCAGACUAUGAGAGUGGGAAAGCAAUUCCCAACAACCAGGUCAUGGGCAAGAUAGAGAGAGCAAUUGGGCUGAAGCUACGUGGGAAGGAUAUUGGCCUACCCCUGGAGGCAAAACCCAAGAAGAAAUGAACACAAAGCCUCGAAAUCAGCCCCCCCCACCCCCAUCCCAACAACCUCCCCCACCACCAAGAACCCUUAAAAACUCUCUCUUCUCUUCCCCCUAUCCCUCCCUCUACCUGGGCUGAUCUCACCUGUGUCCUGGUGGACCUGGUGUUCCACUGCAUUACAGGCUGCAUACUAACAAGUCAUCUGAAAACACUCCCCUGACCACAUUGUCAAGAGAAUGAUCGAAUGCAUUUUUCAACAACACAAACUCAGAAGUUCCGUGAAUUUCUUUUCACCCACAUCUGCUUGGCUUUGGCAUGAUAAAUUCAACUUUUUGAUAGUGAUGUAAAAUCAUUUAAAGGGUGAAGUCUUUUUCAUGACCAAACAAAAUAGUUUGGCAAACCUUAAUUCUGAGCAUGAUGUUAAGCCAAAAGUGCGUAAUUGCAUCUUUUUCACACACACGUUAGGCAGUGGGUGGAUGUCAUUACAGUGUUGAAAUGUUUUAAUGCUGUGCUUUGUUUGAUCUAAAAAUAAAGUUUGGCAGUUCAUGACA